Closterium sp. NIES-67 is the source of this 487-nucleotide messenger RNA. Lineage: Eukaryota; Viridiplantae; Streptophyta; Zygnematophyceae; Desmidiales; Closteriaceae. The record is from the annotation of a GenBank genome assembly.
AUGAGUAUGGCGCUCCUAGACUACGACCCUGAGUGGGAGGAGGUGGUGAAGGCGUUUCGGGGGCGGAAGCGGAAGCCGUUCUCAACGCGUAUCCGACCCCGCCGCCGCGUGAGGAGUGUGAAGGGGAAGGAAAAGGUACUGGAUGAGGAGGUGCAGGAGGUGGAGGAGGUGGAGGAGGUGGAGGAGGUGGAGGAGGUGGAGGAGGUGGAGGGAGAGGAGGGGGAGGAGGAGGGGGAUGAGGAGAUGGAAGAGGACGAGGAUGAGGGAAUGGCAGAAGGGGAGGAGUGCAGCAGUGGUGGCGGUGACUGGGAAGAUGAUCCCCAAUAAAAUAAAUCGUCUGAUGUUGUAGUAGACUAAGUAUAAAACUAGAAACACGAACACUUGGCAAAUCCUCAAGUGUUGGUCCAGGAUCUUUGCUGGAAUGUAGACUAAGUAUAAAACUAGAAACACGAACACUUGGCAAAUCCUCAAGUGUUGGUCCAGGAUC